AUGCAUGAAUUGAAACUUUGGUAUCCCAGAAGUCUCCAGGAUCGUCCUUGCAAGCCUCGCAAGCCUCGCCGACUAGUCUCCAGCCAUGCGCCCCCAGAUCCCACCCUCGAUAUGCCCGUCAUGCCUCUUCCGAGUCACCACAGCACGCCCGGCCGCUUUCACCACGGCACCAAUGCCGGCCGUGGCUGCGCAACGGCUCUACUCUGGGCGUCCGAGAGCCGGGCCUUCGAGAAUGGUGCUGUCGGACCGCAGCAGGCAACACCCGGCCCCUUCGGUGGCAUGAACCGGACGACCGCUCCCGCCGACCUCAGCCGGCCGGGCUUUUCGAAACGACCUCCAAACCGGCCGACCAGCGGAUCCCGCGGCGACAGCAACAAGGGGGACAAGAAGGACGAGCGGAGGACCAAGGCGAUGAAGAUGCAGAACGCCCUCACGACGGUCUCGUACGGGCAGCGGACACGCACCAAGGCGAUCAUGAGCGAGCUGGAAUCGUUUGACCAGCUGACGCUGGGCCCUGCAAUAAAGGAGGCCAUCUCGGGCGAGGUCCUCAAGGGCAUGGUCGACCUCAAGCCCACGCCGGUCCAGCGACUUGCUAUCCCCGCGCUGCUCGGGCAGGAGCUGGGCCGCAAGUUCAGGUCGUCCAAAGCGAAGCCCGCACGGCAAGAGUUUCUCCUCGCGGCCGAGACUGGCUCCGGCAAGACGCUCGCAUAUCUCCUGCCUGUCGUCCACGCCAUCAAGGAGGCCGAAGCGGCCGAUCCCGCCAUCCAGGAGUAUCGCGAGUACUUCUCCAAGCAGAUGGAGGCCAUGAAGCAGCCCGACUAUACCGGCCCCCGCGACUUUGAGCCGCACCCGACUGCGGCUCGGCCAAAGGCCGUUAUCCUGGUUCCGACCGCCGAGCUGGUCGACCAGGUCGGCAUCGUGACCAAGGCUCUCUCGCAUGCCGUCAAGUUCAAGGCUGCGCGCUUCUCGGCCGAUGUCUCUGCCAAAGUCAUCAACCGGGAUAUGUAUGCCCCCGGCGGCAUUGAUCUCAUCGUGGCCACUCCCCAUCUGCUGGCGUCGAUGGCGGACUCGGAUCCAAACAUCCUCUCGCGGGUCAGCCACCUUGUCAUUGACGAGGCCGAUUCCCUCUUUGACCGUAGCUUUUCGCCAGUCACAACAUCCAUCCUCGACCGCGCCCUCCCGUCCGUGAAGCAGCUCAUUCUGUGCUCAGCCACCAUCCCCAAGCGGCUCGACAACCUUCUCAACUCACAGUUCCCCGACAUGCACCGCAUCACCACGCCAAACCUCCAUGCCAUUCCACGCCGCGUGCAGCUCGGCGUCAUCGACGUGUCCAAAGACCCCUACCGCAACAACAAGGACCUCGCCUGCGCCGACGCUAUCUGGUCGAUCGGCAAGGACGCAGCGCGCCACGAGGGCCCCGCCUCGUCGGACGGCGAGAUGGACGUGAAGCGCAUCAUGGUCUUUGUCAACGAGCGCGAGAAGACGCAGGAGGUCGCCGACUAUCUGCGAUCCAAGGGCAUCGACGCGGUCGCUCUGCACCGCGACACCUCGGAGCAGCGCCAGUCCGAGAUGCUCAGCUCCUUCACCACGAAAGAACCCUUACUCACUACCAGACCCGCAUCCGAUGAAGCCAUCGCGACGGACCUCGCGUCCCGCGGCAUCGACACCCUCGCGGUCCGGCACGUCAUCCUCUACGACGUGCCCCACACGACCAUCGACUUCAUCCACCGCCUCGGCCGCGCGGGCCGCAUGGGCAGGCGCGGACGGGGCAUCGUGCUCGUCGGCCGUGCCGACCGCCGUGACAUUGUCGCCGAGGUCCGCGAGAGCAUGUACAUGGGCCAGGCCCUCAUCUAA
This is a messenger RNA of Microdochium trichocladiopsis, 1854 nucleotides long. Its product is annotated as DEAD/DEAH box helicase. The transcript is spliced from 4 exons. Lineage: Eukaryota; Fungi; Ascomycota; Sordariomycetes; Xylariales; Microdochiaceae. The record is from RefSeq and is a predicted model, not a curated record. Bases 1 to 1854 code for a protein of 617 amino acids. Gene Ontology annotation, molecular function: ATP binding; nucleic acid binding.